Molecule: messenger RNA, 954 nt
Organism: Diaporthe citri
Lineage: Eukaryota; Fungi; Ascomycota; Sordariomycetes; Diaporthales; Diaporthaceae
Exons: 1
Coding region: 1-954 (317 amino acids)
Source: RefSeq, a predicted model, not a curated record
AUGGCUCCAACACCACCUUCGUCAUCACCGGCGGCGAAACCAGAAACUGAGCGCACGAGGAGGAGACGGCCACAACGACCGGCCGAGGACGAAGACGAGGAUGAGAGCUCUUCAGACGAGGAAUCCGGCGAUUCAGAAGGGUCUGAAGAUGACAGUGAGGAUGAACUACCAGCACGGCGCAGCAAAACCAACAGCAAUAUCAAGAACGGAAACAAAAACAUCAAAAGACCACCGCCCAGGCCACUGAACCCAAAAACAAACAGGAGCAGGACGAACCAGAAGUCGUCAGGGGCAACGACAGGCUCAUCAGCGCCAAGCUACGAGGACGCCGACGCCGCGGACAACACGUACCGGCAAAACAGCUACUCCUACCUCCCCACACCACCAUCCCAGCGGCAGCCCUCGCCCCUCCGCCAACAACAACGGCGCAACCCGGCGCCACAACAAGCAGGCCGGCCACCCAGGCCGGCAAGGCCGCGCACAGGCACCGCGCCGCCGGCGCCGGUGAUGGACCUCCCCGGCAGCGGGCCCGCGGCGGAGGACUCGUCCUACUCCUCCUCCUCGACCGCCUCCUCCGCCGGGCCCUGGAAGCCCUACGCACCGGGGUCGUCCGGCCGCGGCACGCCAUCGGCCAGGCCGUCAAUGCCGGGCACGUCGAGGCGCAGGACGGUCCGCGAGCCGGCCCGCGAGCCGACGCAGGCCAUCGUGCCCCGCGCGCCAAGGACGGUGGCCGCCGCGCCAAAGAUAGACGAGGAAGGGGGUGGCGACGUCGACGGCGACGGGGAGGAGGAUAAUGAGGUCGAGUUCGUGCCCAGGGGCCCGGCCUCCUCGCCGGGACUGCCAGCGGGAGGCAAGAAGGCCGCGCUGGCGGUGGAACUGAAGCUCAACCUGGAGAUCGAGAUCGAGCUGAAGGCUAGUAUCCACGGCGACGUCACGCUGGAGCUGUUCAACUAG